AUGGCAAGUGAUAUUCCAACUGAACAAAUUGAAUCAACAGUUGAAGCAAUUCAAUCUUUUGAUGCAAUGGGGAUUAAAGAUGAAUUACUUAGAUCUAUUUAUUCAUAUGGUUUUGAAAAACCAUCAGCUAUUCAACAACGAGCUAUUGUACCAUUAAUGCAAGGAAGAAAUUUAAUUGCACAAGCACAAUCAGGAACUGGUAAAACUGCAGCUUUUUCUAUUGGUGUUCUUCAACAAAUUGAUACUAAUAGUAAAGUUUGCCAAGCUAUUCUUCUUUCACCAACAAGAGAACUUGCUCUUCAAACACAAGAAGUUGUUAAGAAUUUAUCACAAUAUCUUGAUAUUAAAACAUUUGCUUGUAUUGGAGGAACAUCAGUAAGAGAAACUAUUGAAGCAUUAAGAAAUGGAGUUCAAGUUGUUGUUGGUACACCAGGUAGAGUUCUUGAUAUGCUUGAUAGACAAGCUAUUGAUCCAAAUACAGUUAAAUAUUUAAUUCUUGAUGAAGCAGAUGAAAUGUUAAGUCAAGGAUUUAAAGAUCAAAUGUAUACCAUUCUUAAAUCACUUCCAUCUACUGUCCAAGUUGGAAUGUUCUCAGCUACUAUGCCAGCUGAUGCACUUGAUAUUUCUAAGAAGUUUAUGGAAAAUCCAGUUAAGAUUUUAGUUAAAAAAGAAGAACUUACAUUAGAAGGUAUUAAACAAUUUUAUAUUGAUGUUGUUAAAGAUGAAUAUAAAAUUGAUACUCUCAUUGAUCUUUAUCAAGUUAUCUCUGUUAAUCAAUCAGUUAUUUUCUGUAACUCAAAGAAUAGAGUAGAAUGGAUUCAAAGAAGACUUCAAGCUCAUAACUAUCCAGUUUCAAUUACUCAUGGUGAUUUAACUAUGGAAGAAAGAAAUAAUGUUUUAAAUGAAUUUAGACAAGGUGCUACUAGAAUUCUUAUUACUACUGAUAUGUUAUCUAGAGGAAUUGAUGUCCAACAAGUUUCUCUUGUUAUUAACUUUGAUAUGCCUGUUUCUGAUGAAUCUUAUAUCCAUAGAAUUGGUAGAUCUGCUCGUUUCGGAAGAAAAGGUGUUGCUAUUGAUUUUAUUACUACUGAAGAAAUGGACACUAUCAAUAGACUCCAAAAGACUUAUGAAACUAAGAUCGUUCCAUUACCAAAGACCUUCAUGGAUUACCUUUAA
Entamoeba dispar SAW760 is the source of this 1176-nucleotide messenger RNA. RefSeq names its product ATP-dependent RNA helicase eIF4A, putative. The record is from RefSeq and is a predicted model, not a curated record. Gene Ontology annotation, molecular function: RNA binding; ATP binding; RNA helicase activity. The transcript has a single exon. Lineage: Eukaryota; Evosea; Mastigamoebida; Endamoebidae. The coding region runs from base 1 to 1176 and encodes 391 amino acids.